Messenger RNA from Abrus precatorius (Indian licorice), 1687 nucleotides. Its product is annotated as tyrosine--tRNA ligase, chloroplastic/mitochondrial. The transcript has a single exon. Gene Ontology annotation, cellular component: chloroplast stroma; mitochondrion; cytosol. Bases 39 to 1478 code for a protein of 479 amino acids. Lineage: Eukaryota; Viridiplantae; Streptophyta; Magnoliopsida; Fabales; Fabaceae. The record is from RefSeq and is a predicted model, not a curated record. Gene Ontology annotation, molecular function: RNA binding; tyrosine-tRNA ligase activity; ATP binding. Gene Ontology annotation, biological process: tyrosyl-tRNA aminoacylation.
UCCCAAAUUUGAAGGGUAAUAGCAGCACACAGAGCACAAUGCCAAUGGCAUCCAUUUAUGCACCGAGGACUCUCCUCUUCUCCCAUUCAACCAAACUCUUCCUCUCUCCCUUCAAACCUUUCUCUUCCAUUCCUCUCCAAUUCACAAGAACCACAUGCACUCUCCGACAACCUCUGUCACCUCGCCGCAACAUCAUCGAAGUCCUCGAAGAACGAGGUCUUGUGGAAUCCAUAACAAGCGACGCUCUCAGAACCGCUUCUUCUUCCUCACCCCUCAAAGUCUAUUGCGGCUUUGACCCCACCGCGGAGUCCCUUCACCUCGGCAACCUCCUCGGCCUCAUUGUCCUCUCUUGGUUCCGCCGCUGCGGCCACCGCACCAUCGCCUUGAUCGGCGGCGCCACCGCCCGUGUUGGCGACCCGUCUGGGAAAUCCCUUGAAAGGCCCGAACUUGACGCCGAUUCCUUGGAGAAGAACACAUUGGGUAUCUGCAAAACUAUCGCAACGAUUCUGGGUCGCGCUCAAAAUCCCAACUUGGGUGAGUUGAAUUGCAAUGUUGUGAUUUUGAAUAACUAUGAUUGGUGGAAGGAGUUUACUUUGUUGGAUUUUUUGAAAAGGGUGGGUAGGUAUGCUAGGGUGGGGUCCAUGGUAGCUAAGGAGAGUGUGAGGAAGAGGUUGGAGUCUGAACAAGGGAUGAGUUACACUGAGUUCACUUACCAGUUGUUGCAAGGUUAUGAUUUCUUGCACUUGUUUCAGAAUGAGGGUGUUAGUGUUCAGAUUGGGGGUAGUGAUCAAUGGGGUAACAUAACUGCUGGCACUGAGUUGAUUAGAAAGAUAUUGCAAGUGGAAGGUGCCCAUGGUUUGACAUUUCCUCUUCUUUUGAAAAGUGAUGGCACAAAGUUUGGAAAAUCUGAGGAUGGGGCAAUUUGGUUGUCACCUUCCGUUUUGUCUCCUUACAAGUUUUACCAGUAUUUUUUCACUGUUCCUGAUGCUGAUGUGAUUAGGUUUCUCAAGAUUCUUACCUUUUUGGACAUUGAGGAGAUAAUUGCCUUGGAGGGUGAGAUGAUGAAACCUGGUUAUGUGCCUAAUACAGCUCAAAGGAGGCUUGCUGAGGAAGUUACAAAGUUUGUUCAUGGAGAAGAUGGUUUAGCUGAAGCUCUUAAGGCGACUGAAGCAUUGAGGCCGGGGUCUGAGACAAAAUUGGACUGGAAAACUAUUGAAGGGAUUGCUGAGGACGUUCCAUCUUGUUCUUUGGCUUACAAUGAGGUUUUGAAUCUGUCAUUGGUGGAUCUUUCAGUUUCUUCUGGAUUGUUUGAGAGCAAAUCUGCUGCGCGGCGUUUGUUAAAGCAAGGAGGUCUUUACUUGAAUAAUAACAGAGUGGAUAGUGAAAGUAAGAGGAUUGAGGCAGCGGAUAUAGUGGAUGGGAAGGUUCUCCUGCUAUCUGCAGGCAAAAAGAAUAAAGUGCUGGUGAGAAUAGCUUGACAGGAUUUAUUAGAUAGCUGAAUAUUCUUUGAAGAGUGUCUAUUUGCUCUGUAUUUUUGUUGUAUUCUUAAGAAAUCUUUUGAAUUUCCUGCUACAUGGAAGCUUAGUAGUUACCUAUGGAAUGCAACCAUUUUGUCUUUAAACUUCCAUGAUUAUAUCCUUGCAUUCUAAUAACACCUCUUGUAUUCAUUAUUUGAUUUAACAUUGCA